Molecule: messenger RNA, 6919 nt
Organism: Alligator mississippiensis (American alligator)
Lineage: Eukaryota; Metazoa; Chordata; Crocodylia; Alligatoridae
Gene: CCM2
Product: CCM2 scaffold protein
Exons: 10
Coding region: 208-1551 (447 amino acids)
Biological process (GO): vasculogenesis; heart development
Source: RefSeq, a predicted model, not a curated record
UGCAGAAGGAAACUGUGGUUAAUCCACUUCCGGCUCAUACUUUUGGCGAAGAGUGAAAUGACAGUUGUGCCUGGGCCCGCGGGUUGAUGUGACAGCCCUCUGACGUCCCAUUACAGCACAGUGACUAGCCACACGGUUGGGGGGAACGAGGUAGAGAAGUGGCUGCAGCAACGUGUUUUGCUCUGCUCAUCCUAGCCGGGUUCGUACAUGGAGAACGAGCCUGGAAUCGUGUCCCCUUUCAAACGAGUCUUCUUGAAAGGCGAGAAAGGACGGGAUAAAAAGGCCCAGGAGAAGGUUACUGAGAGACGCCCGCUUCACACCGUCGUGCUGUCCUUGCCCGAUCGAGUUGAACCAGACAUACUGCUGAAUGACUACAUCGAAAAGGAAGUUAAGUAUUUAGGCCAAUUAACAUCUGUCCCUGGAUACCUGAAUCCCUCCAGUCGUACUGAAAUCCUUCAUUUAAUAGAUAAUGCCAAGAGAGCACAUCAGCUCCCAGGGCAGCUGACCCAGGAGCACGACGCGGUGAUUAGUCUGUCCGCUUACAACAUCAAGCUGGUGUGGAGGGAUGGAGAAGACAUCAUACUCAGGGUCCCCAUCCACGAUAUUGCAUCGGUGUCAUACAUCCGGGAUGACUCCUCCCACCUGGUGGUGCUGAAAACAGCUCAGGACCCUGGGAUUUCUCCAAGUCAGAGUCUCUGUGCCGAAAGCUCCAAAGCCCUCACGUCUGGGUCGCUGUCGGAGAGUGGAGUGGUACCUGUCGAAGCUUGCUGUUUGGUGGUCCUGGCUACAGAGAAUAAAGUAACCGCAGAGGAGCUCUGCUCACUGCUCAGCCAAGUCUUCCAGAUUGUUUACACUGAGUCCACCAUCGACUUCUUAGACAGAGCAAUAUUUGAUGGGGCCUCGACACCCACGCGGCACAUGUCCCUGCACAGCGAUGACUCUUCUACAAAAGUGGACAUUAAAGAAUCUUACGAAACAGAAGCAAGCACUUUUUCCUUUCCAGAGUCCUUGGAUACAGGGGGCAACUCCCCCACUUCCUUCUCAACACAGCCGUCUCCACACGUUAAGACAGUUAGCGAAAGUGAGCUGAGCACCACGGCGACGGAGCUGCUACAGGACUACAUGAUGACGCUAAGAACGAAGCUCUCGUCCCAAGAGAUCCAGCAGUUUGCAAUGCUUCUCCACGAGUAUCGCAACGGGGCUUCGAUCCAUGAGUUCUGUAUCAACCUGAGACAGCUCUAUGGGGACAGCAGGAAAUUCUUGUUACUAGGCCUCAGACCGUUCAUUCCGGAAAAGGACAGCCAGCACUUUGAGAACUUCUUGGAGACCAUCGGCGUGAAGGACGGGCGCGGGAUCAUCACGGACAGCUUUGGGAGGUACAGGCGGACAAUGAGCACCACCUCCAACUCUACCACCAACGGCAACGGUGCCGCCGGCAGCUCAGACGACCAGUCUGUGCCCUCAGAGGAGGACGAGUGGGACCGGAUGAUCUCUCACAUCAGCAACGACAUUGAAGCCUUGGGGUGCAGCAUGGACCGUGACUCCUCUUGAGAGACAGCAGGGGGGAGGGAGGGGAAGAAGACAAGGCAGCUCCCUCUCCUGAGGCUGUGUCCUUCUCCCUUCCACCCCCCUUACGGACCUCAGCAACACUCGCUACCGUCUUCCUGACCUUUUAUUCGGAAAGAGGUUCUCGGGAUGAACCGGGGCGUGAUUACCUGCUCCUCCCUCCCUGCCUUGGCAGUGGCUUCACUGGCCCCAGCAGGCACUUUUGGCUGGCAGCUGGUGCCCCCUUACUGUGAAGGCGUGUGUGUGCACGUGUGAGCAAGGAGCCUGGGCUGGGGGACAAGAUAUGGGUCCCUUCCUCAGACUUCUUGCAACAGCCUCCAUGGCGCCACCACGACGGUCCGAGGUGCUGGGGGGGGGAAAGGGGCUUAUGCAGAGGAGAAGGAGCAUUGCGCUAGGAGCCUCUGGCCGGUUUCAGUUUUGCACACAAUAUUCCUCUUGUAACUCAGACUCUCUCUCUUUCUCUCUCUUUUUUUUUUAAAUGAAGUUUACUACAAUGUGAAUAAUUUAAACUUAUUGUCGGUGUCAUCAGAACAUGUCUAGCCGAAGCUGCAAGGUUGCCUGUUGCAGCGCCAAUGCAUUUGCUGGCCCGAGAGGGAGCUUUGCAAACACGACUGCCUUGCCCUGCCUUUGCAGUUGGCUGCCACGGACAACCUUGGCCGUUAUCUGUCUAGCGCUUAGGUUUGGGUGCGGCAUCUCAUACAGGUGAACGAUGGUGUGCUUGGCACCCUCCUUGUCCAAAACCUGGUGCUGAGGCCUGUCUUGCAGUCUGGUGUGGCUGGCAGCCGUUGCUUGGGAAAAGCAGCGAAGAGUGGAAGCACGUAGUUACCUCUUACGAAGCUGCUGGUCAGGCCUGAUGUGUGUAGGUGUUGAGUGUAUGGGUGUGGGGGUGUGGGAGCGUGUCCAGUUCUGCCAGCCCCCAGUCUACACAAGCACAGUUGCUCACUUGGUCUCGAUGCCAGGCCAGUUCCCUGCUGCUCCCUCAAGGGUGCCAUGGUGCACGUAUGCCUCCGCAACACCCCGUGCAUGGGAGACCUUGCGCACCUCCUGCUGGGCUGGUUUUGAGGCAUUCAGAGUGCUGAAUAUAUGCAAGGUUCAACCCCGAAGAAGGGCAGGGAAUUUCCAAUAGGAUGUGACAUCUGCAUGUUCAUCUGCUCAGGACUUCCACUGUAAAGAUGCAGUGACCAGGAAACCCUAAAUCUGGCUGAAGUUGAACCUCAGUGGCUCCUUUGGGGGGGAUCUCUGUUCUGUUUGAAGGGCGAGAGUUGGCAGCAGGUCGAAGAACUCACGAAGUAAACUUUCUACAAAGCUAGCCAUGGGGUAUAUAAUGCAGUGUACACAUUGGACAUAUCAUACAUGCAAUUGUACUUAUUUUUUUAUCCAUGUGCCAUGCCAUAACGUCCGUACCACCCGCUGCCAUGGAGCUGUGGAGGAGCACGGCAGCUGAGACAUUAGCCAUCACAUCCUGAAAGGCCCUAUCCAUUACAGCGCUCUGUGGGGGGAGCAGGCACUGCUCUUCUUGCUGUAACCAAAAGCUCUUCAGGGAUACAAGGUACCAGCCCCAGGAAGCUGGACCGAGCCAGCCUUUCUUUUCUCCUUUCAUAAAAGAGAAAUCCAGAGGGAAUUUCAGUGCGUCCUGAGCACAAAUGCCAGCUGGCCUAGCCAGCCGUUCUCUUCCCCCAGAUCCUGGUGCUUCAAGGCCCUGGUUUUUCCCACCUGUUGCCAUUUGUAGUUUGUACACACGGUGCUGCCAAGCUGACGCGCCUCAGCGGGAUUCCUCUCGCUGGACCUAAGGGAAGACGCCCAGACGAGAGUUCAGGGUUCAGCUUUGGUCUUUGCUGCUCUUUUAACAGGUUUUCCUCGUCUUCGGUUGAAUUGGAAGAUUACGCUGCCAGCUCGCGAUGGGGCGACAGCUAAAGCUGAGCCAUGUUAAAAGGCCACGCAGAUUUCUUGGCACUCUUUUGGACCCUCUACGUUUCGUUUUUUCCGUGAGGAGCCAGCUCGAGCACGAGCGGGACUGACGCAUGAGUUACCGCCUAGGAGCGGCCUCUCGAUGAGAGCAGAACUGGGCCCGGGAAAUCCAGGGACCCAACGGGACAGUUUCUUAGGACAGGGAAUCUCGUGGCUUGGGUUAAAGACCCUUCAGCUGAGCAUGAGCUGCCAGCGCCGCAGUUUGAGUCCCCAAGUGUCUGGCCUUGCCUUGGGAGGAGACACCUGAGCCCCUCGGGGAGGAUUCGUUGCUUCCUGCCUACCUGUGAUAAAUACCCUGGGCCGCAGCCGAAGGAGCGGGAGAGGGGAACGCUUGCUGGCUGCCUCGCCAGGCGCUGGCGUCCUGUCCCUGGAAGCACGUUCUUCGGAGCGCUGGACCUGUCCGCAUUGCAGCGUCCCAGGUGGCUGCUGUCCUGGAGCCUUUUGCCUGCUGUUCACUGCUUCAUCUUGCUGCUCCUCUGUAUCUCACUUGGCCCCCCGAAAACAUCUGAAGCUUCUUGACAUUUCUACCUCUCCGGCACCUAUCAGCAGUCACGCACCACUUCCCCAGCCCCCUGUUCUUCAUUUAGCCAAGCUAUUUAUGUUAUUUUUCCCUCUAUAAAUCAAUCCCCUUGACCACUUCUCUCCAUUUGAGCCUGCUUGCUGGGACCAGCUUUGUGGCCCCUGGCAUGGUGGAAAAUCUUCCUUGCAGUUUCGAGGGGGCACAACAGGGGCUCUGAGGUCUGUGGCAAGGAGUCGGGGUCCAUAACAGGUCCUUGUCGCUCAUCUCCGGGUGUCUGUCACCGUUCCUGAGCUUGGCUUGCAUCACAGCCAUGCCCGGUGAAGGAUGGUUUGUCUCGGCCCCCCACCCCAAACACGCCAGCUGUUCAUGCCAAGGAGAAGGGGAAGGGUGGGAACAGGCGAUCCCUUGCACCACAAUCAUCCUCUUACAUUAAAAGGAACGAGUGCAGUGUUCAUUUGUGUAUAUAUAGGUGCUUUUCCCCCCUCAAAUUUGUGCUUGGGGCGGGGAGGAAGUUGUUGACUGCGAAGUCACAGUGCAGCAUUCACUCUGCACAGACCAGGCUCGCUGGUUGACUUCUUCCACGGGUUGCCUUGCCCAGCAGUGGAGUGCAGGCCAUCCGCGGGGAGGAGAUCGGCUGGAUCGCCUGGAAUCGGAUGGUUAGAUGCACGCCGCGGAGGCACCUGGGAAGGCGGUGGCAGGUGUACGGAGCAGCAACGGCUCCCACGGACCUCCUUACGGGAUGGUCAAGCAUGCAGCACGCUGGCCAUCUCCAUUGGGUCCAGUCUCUGAAGAGCUUCACCACGGCACUGCCCUCAAGGACACUUGCCAGGAGAUCUCCCAGCCCUGACUCGCUCCUUUGCAAAGUUGGUAAUAAAACUACCGUGUCCCCACACAGCACGACGUUCACAUCCGCGAUGCCUCAGCAUAGCAGCCCGUCGUGGUAGUGUCAGCACGUCUUGAUACGACGUCCUGGUCUGAGCAAAGACGAGGCAGCAGGUCGGAGAUACCAAUGCUUGGGACAUAGAAUAUCCCGCAAGUCAAAUGCAUGGGAUGGAGGCAUGGAAAGCAAAGGGUGUCUCCUGUUGGAUGAAGCUAUCUGCACGCUCCCAGAAAACCAGGCUCCUCUCUCUGUCUGUUGGUGCAGGGUUUUCCAAGAUCUUAUUUGGGAAGAGUAUCAACUAGGCCAAAUGUGUCCCUGGGGUAGCUCUGCAGCAUACUAAGGCCCAGGAUUUAGGCUGCCUUAUCCCAAGAGGAGAUGCUUUCCAAGUCGAGGGUAACCAGAUGUCGAGAAGAAUCUAUAGCUUCUCGCAUGAUGCCUCAGAGGCGGGGGAAGAGGAAGAAAGCCUGUUACCUGCUGGUGCUCAGCACUUUCUCCCAGCACCGAGGGACUAAAGAGGGCAUUCUCCAAGUGUCAAGAGCAAGGUCCUCGAUGAAGAGGAUCCUGACGUAGCCAGUUGCAGCUGGCGCUGGCCGGGUGCUAACCUCCCAUGAAAGCUGCAGGAGUUUCAUGGCUUUGGGUCCAGCCUGAGCUCGCACAUCGCUUCCCUGCCUCGAUAGAGAACCUGGGUUUCCGCUCUGCUGCCUGACUCCAGCGACAUGUAGGGAUGCGGUGGGUCCAGCCCGCGGUCUGUUUUCUCUGGACGACUGCAACAAGUAAUAUUUUCAUCCUGACUCGGCUUCGGGAGGAAGCUCUGAGAGCCCACGGCCUCGGGCUGUGCCGUGGGGGCCUCACCGGAGUGGGGAAAGUCAGCCUGGGCUUCACCCCGUGAGAGAGGAGCGGGGCGGCACGGAUGGACGCGGUACCCCUGACCCAAAGGGCUGGCCGUGCUUCUCCACCCAUCGCUCGCUGCAUCCUGCUCUCCUUUGCUGCUUCACCCCGCGGAUUCCUGCUUGGUGCCUCGCUGGCAGGGCCAGAGGGAUGGUGACUUGGACACGGCGCAGGUGACGAUGGGGUCUCGGGCUAUGCAGGGGGCCUUGGUCUCCUUAACCCUUGUCGGGGCAGCCUGACCAAGCCUGCGCAGUCUGAGACCUCGACAGGUCCGCACAGCCGCCAGGUCCUGCACGCUGGGCCCUGCAGGGCAGAACAAGGAUCCUGGCCCUCGAUCUGCAGGGGAAGAGGCUUGUUGCUGGUGCUGCUGUUGCAGACCUGGGGGUGAAAUGGCCACGUCACCUACUCCCUGCAGCCUAUCUGCACGACCAAGGCCUCUGGCGGGCAUGUGGAGGGAAGAUCCCUAUCGAGGCCGCGCAGCACAAAGCCCAGCGGUACGUUGCUGUCACGAGGGGCGUCUCCCGGCCCUGUGCCCAGCAUGGACUUCUGAGUGCCUUUUUGUACAGUCACGGUUACAACAGUCCUCGGAGGCUGAUGCGAAUCAAAGACCCUAUUUUUGCAACACUUGUACAGCGAGAUCUCUAGUAAGGGAGACCUAACAGCUGCAGUAUUUUUGUACACGCCGUUUGGGGGGCACCGGGACUGAACUGUGGCACUCAGCUGCGUUCGUCAUCAUCAUCAUCACUUUUGAUGGAGCAGGUGAGUGAGAAACGGGUGCUGGAGCCCGGAUCGAUCCCGAGUUGCCCUUAAGCACACCUCCCUCCUUCCCCCCCCGGGUCUGCCGGGGAAAGACACGGCCCUUUCCUUGCUUGUGGCAGGCUUUCGGGUGGUCCGAGCUACCAAAGAUCCCGUCGAGCUCAGCACGUCGACAUGGGGAUGGUGCGUUUGGGUUGAGUUGUGAUGCUUUUUGCCUUGGUUUCACCCUGACGUUAUUUUGAUGCCGUUUGGGGUUUUGGGGGGGGGGUUUUGUAUGUCUGUAUGUACGUUUGCUUUAUGUAUGGAGUAUUUGUUACAGGUAAAUAUAAUUCUGCACCUGA